AUGCUACCUCGACUGCUUUCACAUCGCUGGGCAGCUGGAAGCACCAUCGCAGUCGCAGGAACCGCUAUGGCGGGCGUGGGUCUCACCCCCACGAUGUUCAUGCCAGAAGCCGAGAGAAGCAGCUCCUGUCACCAUCCUGGACUGUGCGCCGUGAUCACAGCAGAGCAUGUUCGGGCGCUCGAGUCCCAGGCUUUCGUGGUCAUUGAAGGCGCCGUGCAGCAAGUCUUGGGGGCUGCUGCUCUCGAAGAAGCUCGCCAUCGGGCGGCCAAGAGCUUGGCCGCAGGCCACUUCCUGGCAUCCAGCAAUCGUGGCCAGAAGGUCCGAGAUGACGUGGUGCUUUGGAUCUCCAGUGCUGAUGAGACCACAACAGGAGGCCUGGCGCAGUGUGUAGAGCUUCUGCGUGGCGUGGCAUCUGCCGUGGAACAGCAUGGCUACAGGGGCUCGAGGUCGCAUGGCGUUCCCCUUCUUCUACAGCUUAGCUGCUUCAGAGGAAGAUCUGCGGCUCGCGGCUAUGCAAGACACCUGGAUUGCAAUUUUCAGUCGAUGGCUGAACUGGGCGUAUUGGGCUGGCUGCGUGCAAGCGGGAGCCGUUCCCGAGUGCUCACGGCCAUGGUGUAUCUGAACGAUCCCCACUGGACAGGCGCAGAAGGCGGCGAACUUCGUGUCUACCAUGGCAUGCAGUGGUUCGAUGCGGAAGACAAUGCAGGCCACUGGCGAGAUUACACGGACAUCUUGCCAAAGGGUGGGACUCUGGUGAUCUUCGACUCGUAUAUCAAGUACGAUGGGCCGCGGCCAGAUGAGGAAUUCCUCCAGGCCGUCCGGGUCGAAAUGGAGGAGGGUGCCCAAUCCAUGAGGCGUGCGCAGGAGUCGGUGCCGUCGGUGUAUGGCCUGCAGCUGGCGGGCAAGGGACGCCGGCUGCAGAAAGAAGAGCCAGUUGCAUUGGAACGUCUCGUGGCAGUGGAUGUGAACCAACGAAGUAUCGAUGGCUACACUUCGCUGCACGUGGCGACUGCAGCAGGCAACGCCGAGAUGGUGGCUUUGUUGCUCGAGUCUCGAGCAGAUGUCUCACUCUCCACGGUCUACCGCUCGGAGCUGCCUCUCCAUUUCGCUGCUCAGGGGGGCUAUGACAUUGUCUUGCGCCUUCUCGCGGAGCCCACGAAAGCACGAGGCCUUCUGGAUGUUGGCAACGUCACUGGCUGGAACGCUCUGCACCUCGCAGUGGCGGCACAGCACCACGGCGAGCUUGGCCAGCUGAUCCGAUUGCGGAUGAUCGCAUGGAUAUGGCACUGGCUUCAUCUCCUACUGCUGCUGCCUGCGGCCAUCUGUGAGCCGUUGCAUGGACCGUGUGAGAUGCAGCCGCUUCCCAGGUCUCUCAGUGAGGGACAUUGUGCACCUGCGGCUCUGCCCAGCCUGGGACGUUACCUCAUGCAAGUCAAGAGCACGGCGACCUCAGCCUCGUCCGUCAUCCGUGACACGAAGAAUCUGCUCGCCAACUCGGCCACUGCCAAGCCACUGAAUUGGCGGGGAAUCCGCAAGUUUCCGGCAAUGCCUGUGCGCCACCCCAGCCGCUGCAGUGAGAUCGGUCGACAUUUUCCAGAGUUGGUGUCCAGAAGCCAGGACGUGUUGAACACGUACGAAACUUAUGCAUGCCAAACGGCCGCACACACUUUCAUUGUGGAUCCUUCUGUGGCUUUGACUGCUGAGCUGGCAGAGCUGAGAGCUGGAUGCAUCAACGCGUAUCCGUGGCCACAGCUGCGGCUUGCGGUGAAUACGACACACGCGGAGUCCCUGUACAGGCGAUGCGACAGUGCUUGCCGAGCAGUUGAAGAUUGGAGUCAGCUCGGAGUGGUCGAAGUGGACUCGGAUCUGCUUGUGAUUCCCAGCCUGCGCUUUCCUGCAGGGAUGGCUUACCAGCACACUCUGCUGGACUUCGUGCCGCAAGCAUGGACAGCUUUGGACACCGUCAGGAACUCUUCCAAGAAGAUUUUGACCCACCACAAAGUCCAAACAGAGUUCCUGCAACUCCUUGGAGUCGACAAAGCCAACAUCUUCGAACUCCCCUUCCCUGGUGAAAACAGAUCUGACGAGCUUCUUGUUUGUGUGGCUCCGAGCCGCACUAUGCACCUUUGGCGGGUCUCUGACGAUGGGCAUCCUCUACCGACCUUCGCCUUUGGAGACAGCAGACCUGAUGCAGACCUUUGGCACCGAAUGAUCAACUGGCAGGUCGGGCCUGAGAUGGCUCAAGCGAUUGCAGAGCGGGCUGGCAUGGAGGACCUUGCAGCAUUGCCGGCCCGGGUCAUUUUCUUGCAGCGCUGCAAUGCCCGUCGUCCAAUCAUCAACGAACAGAUGGCUUUGGCGACGGCAAGCCGAGUAUUGCUGGAAUCGAAUCGCACAGAAGAGCUGGUGUCAAUCUGUCCAGGCCGCAUGGAUGCCGUGGAUCAAAUCCGAGAGGUUCGAACAGCGCGCCUUGUUCUGGCAGAGCAUGGGGGAGCACUGGCCAAUGCAAUGUUCGUCAAGUCGGAUGCAGGCGUCAUUGAAUUCGUCGGAAGCUCACAAGCCCAUGCCGGACAGCCAGGAUACUGGCCGCCCUACAAGAGCUUCUGGUACGGCGGGUCUGCGGCGAGCAUGAAGUUCUACAGGGCUGUGCAGUACGAGCCAGAUUCUGCUGGGGCUUGGAACAUUCGGCUGGAUGACCUUGAGGAAGCUCUUCACCAGUGGAUCGCACAGGAACGUGGACAGCCGCCGCCUCCUAUGCGGUCCAGCCAUUGA
This is a messenger RNA of Symbiodinium sp. CCMP2456, 2769 nucleotides long. The record is from the annotation of a GenBank genome assembly. NCBI's taxonomy places the organism in Eukaryota, Dinophyceae, Suessiales, Symbiodiniaceae.